AUGUCGGGAAUGCCUCGGGUGGACACGGCCGUGCUAGGAACCAGCAUCGUCGGCAUGGCCGACCAGAUCAUGCAGGGCGUCCGCGACAACCGCGACCACCGACCGGGCAACGCCCAGGAGCACUACGUCAAGGCCGCCAUCGCCGGUGCCAUCGCCGUCGGCGCCUACAAGAUGCUCCGCGAGGAUGAGGAUCGGGAACGCGAGCGCGGCGGCAAACGUCACCAUCGAGACGGCAGCGCCGACGGCAGCUCCGACGGCGGCCAAGGUUCGGCGAGCCCCCGGCGCCACCACGGCACCCGUCGCGAGAGUCACGGCAGGGACCUCACGGCCGAGGCGAUCGGCGCGUACGCCAUCGGCCGGCAGAUGAUGGGGCACGACGACCACGCGAUCCUCAAGCUCGUCGCCGAGGGGCUCGGGGCCGCCGCCUUGGCCAGGGAGGUGGACAAGGACUUGGUGGAAUAG
Molecule: messenger RNA, 462 nt
Organism: Drechmeria coniospora
Lineage: Eukaryota; Fungi; Ascomycota; Sordariomycetes; Hypocreales; Ophiocordycipitaceae
Exons: 1
Coding region: 1-462 (153 amino acids)
Source: RefSeq, a predicted model, not a curated record